UUUCGGCUAUAUGACCCACCCACGUGACCGCACAACGAUUUUAAUCACCAACCGGCUUCCGCGCACAACGAUCUUUUUUAAUCUUGCAAGGUUGAGGAAGACACGACUGUCGAGGCCUUCAUCAAGAUGCAGAUCUUCGUCAAGACCCUUACGGGUAAGACUAUCACCCUUGAGGUGGAGUCCUCCGAUACCAUUGACAAUGUCAAGUCCAAGAUCCAGGACAAGGAGGGUAUUCCCCCUGACCAACAGCGCCUGAUCUUCGCCGGCAAGCAGCUCGAGGAUGGCCGCACUCUUUCGGAUUACAACAUCCAGAAGGAGUCGACCCUUCACCUCGUCCUUCGCCUGCGUGGUGGUGGUAAGAAGCGCAAGAAGAAGGUCUACACCACCCCCAAGAAGAUCAAGCACAAGCACAAGAAGACCAAGCUCGCCAUCCUCAAGUACUACAAGGUUGACGGUGAUGGAAAGAUCGAGCGUCUUCGCCGCGAGUGCCCCGCUCCCGAGUGUGGUGCCGGUGUCUUCAUGGCCGCUAUGCACAACCGCCAGUACUGCGGUAAGUGCCACCUCACCUACGUCUUCGACGAGGCCAAAUAAAUGGUCUAAGUCGGGCCGUGGUGUGCUGUCACCGAGCUUGAGCAUGGUUUUCUCUGGGCUGGGGCAAGUGAUGGAGUAUCACGG
Messenger RNA from Penicillium crustosum, 675 nucleotides. Its product is annotated as ubiquitin-ribosomal 40S subunit protein eS31 fusion protein. Gene Ontology annotation, molecular function: structural constituent of ribosome; ubiquitin protein ligase binding; protein tag activity. The transcript is spliced from 4 exons. The record is from RefSeq and is a predicted model, not a curated record. Gene Ontology annotation, biological process: modification-dependent protein catabolic process; protein ubiquitination; translation. Gene Ontology annotation, cellular component: ribosome; nucleus; cytoplasm. The coding region runs from base 127 to 591 and encodes 154 amino acids. Lineage: Eukaryota; Fungi; Ascomycota; Eurotiomycetes; Eurotiales; Aspergillaceae.